Messenger RNA from Echinops telfairi (small Madagascar hedgehog), 2760 nucleotides. RefSeq names its product LIM homeobox 1 (gene LHX1). Lineage: Eukaryota; Metazoa; Chordata; Mammalia; Afrosoricida; Tenrecidae. The coding region runs from base 92 to 1312 and encodes 406 amino acids. The transcript has 5 exons. Gene Ontology annotation, molecular function: RNA polymerase II transcription regulatory region sequence-specific DNA binding; DNA-binding transcription factor activity, RNA polymerase II-specific. The record is from RefSeq and is a predicted model, not a curated record. Gene Ontology annotation, biological process: neuron differentiation; regulation of transcription by RNA polymerase II. Gene Ontology annotation, cellular component: nucleus.
GCGCACGUCGUCCUCGGGAGGCAGACCCUCGGCUCGACCUGCCCCUCGUCCUCCGGGUCUCCGCGCCCCCACCUCGACCAAACCAAAGACCAUGGUGCACUGUGCCGGCUGCAAAAGGCCCAUCCUGGACCGCUUCCUCUUGAAUGUGCUGGACAGGGCCUGGCACGUCAAGUGCGUCCAGUGCUGCGAAUGUAAAUGCAACCUGACCGAGAAGUGCUUCUCCCGCGAAGGCAAGCUCUACUGCAAGAACGACUUUUUCCGGUGUUUCGGUACCAAAUGCGCUGGCUGCUCCCAGGGCAUCUCCCCUAGCGACCUGGUGCGGAGGGCGCGAAGCAAAGUGUUUCACCUGAACUGUUUUACCUGCAUGAUGUGUAACAAGCAACUCUCCACUGGCGAAGAGCUGUACAUCAUCGACGAGAACAAGUUUGUCUGCAAAGAAGAUUACCUAAGCAACAGCAGUGUCGCCAAAGAGAACAGCCUCCACUCGGCCACCACGGGCAGCGAUCCCAGUUUGUCUCCUGACUCCCAAGACCCGUCGCAGGACGACGCCAAGGACUCGGAGAGCGCCAACGUGUCGGACAAGGAAGGGGGCAGCAAUGAGAAUGACGACCAGAAUCUGGGCGCCAAGCGGCGGGGUCCGCGCACCACCAUCAAAGCCAAACAGCUGGAGACCCUGAAGGCUGCCUUUGCCGCCACGCCCAAGCCCACGCGCCACAUCCGGGAGCAGCUGGCCCAGGAGACCGGCCUCAACAUGCGCGUCAUCCAGGUCUGGUUCCAGAACCGGCGCUCCAAGGAACGGAGGAUGAAGCAGCUGAGUGCGCUGGGCGCCCGGCGCCACGCCUUCUUUCGCAGCCCGCGGCGGAUGCGGCCGCUGGUGGACCGCCUGGAGCCGGGCGAGCUCCUCCCCAACGGGCCCUUCUCCUUCUACGGAGAUUACCAGAGCGAGUACUACGGCCCCGGGGGCAACUACGACUUCUUCCCGCAAGGCCCCCCGUCCUCGCAGGCCCAGACGCCAGUGGACCUGCCCUUCGUGCCGUCGUCUGGGCCGUCCGGGACACCGUUGGGCGGGCUGGAGCACCCGCUGCCAGGCCACCACCCGUCGAGCGAGGCGCAGCGCUUCACCGACAUCCUGGCGCAUCCCCCGGGAGACUCGCCGAGCCCCGAGCCCAGCCUGCCAGGGCCCCUGCACUCCAUGUCGGCCGAGGUCUUCGGACCAAGCCCACCUUUCUCCUCGCUGUCGGUCAAUGGCGGGGCGACUUACGGCAACCAUUUGUCCCACCCCCCAGAAAUGAACGAGGCGGCAGUGUGGUAGCGGGUGUCGCCUGGUCCGCCGCGUUCGUGGUUGUACAGAAACGAACCUUUAUUUAAGAAAAAGAAAAAAAACCAUGAAAAACAAAGUCCUCCCUACCUUUUUCCAUCUUUGGGGACCGCUCAACAACGGCUUGGGAGACAGGAUGGGGAAAGGGGACAAGAACUAGGAUCCAAAUCCACCUCGAGGCGGGACUGGGUCUGCUUGCUGGCGGGAAAAGUACAGGUCUGGGGCUCUCGUCUCCCACUCGGACCCCGACCCUGGAAGAGACCCCACGGGUGUGCGCGCCUGGGCCACAGGGCGGUGAUGGGGUGACAGUCAGUGGUGACGGUGACGGUGACGCCAGGAGCCGCGGGGAGGGAAGCUGCAAGGCUCGGACCAGUGAGGGCGGAGAAACGGCCGGCGCCCAGGCCGGCCAGGAGGGUUCUGACUGGGAAGAGCCCGCUUAGUGUUCUCAGUGCAGCCACAGCGACCAUAAACUCUCAUAGCUUCAGAACCGCCGACCUGCUGCGCAUCAGGUGGGACUAUAUACAUAUAUAUAUAUUUUGUCUACCUGGGUUUUUUGUUUUGUUUUUGUUUUUGCCAAAAUUGCAAAAUUCUAAAUGUAAAGCCCUCAGUAUCAACUCUUCUACCUUCACAAAACUCUCCAACACACUUAAUGCAGAUAAACACGCAGACACACUAGUUAGAACGAGUUCCAGCCAGACCUCUCACUAAAAUGACUUGAACAUUAGCCGUACAAGAAAAAUAUUCUACCUUCACACACUCCAAGUUAAAAAAAAAGACUAUUGAACUAAAAACAGUCAACUGUUUACGUAUAAUACUAAAUUCAGGAGUUCAGUGUUUUACUAAUCUAUACUGUUUUGAAACCUCUUGUUCAAGGACAAAAUGUUUUGAGCAAUCAACCAAAAUUGUUCCUUUUCUUUUUCUGUAGAUGUUCUGACAGAUUUGCAGGGCUUUCAGCUCACUGUGCUAGUAUGUAAAAAAAAAAGGUGUUGUUUACACGAGGCAAAGAGAAAAUUCAGUCAGUUGCCAAAUAGAAUAAUUAUAGCACAAAUACUGUAAAGGUGCCUGGCACCAGCGACUUGAGAAAGUGUUUAAAAACAAACAAACAAACAAAAAAGUGUUACAAGGUUUAAAAAAAAUCUUUGCUAAUUUUUAGUCCUGUUGAACAUUCAUGGAAUUGUUAAUAAUGACUUAUAUAGACCCACACAGGUUUUAUUUUUGUGUCUUUAAAAUAAAAGUCCAAAAUAUUUAAAUUUUAUGGUCAAAUAUGCAGUCAACAGCUGCUACUUUUUCCUUUAUAUAUUAAAUUUCUCAUAUGUCUUUUAUUGUUCGAAUAAACCUAAGCUCGUGUGACCUCCAGUGCAUAUUAGACCAUUCACUGUAUGAAAGAAAACAUGUUGAAUAAAUUUGUGAGUUUUUAAUAAAAAUAGAAAAUCCGAUGUUUA